AUGUUCGGUGUGCUUUUCACCCAUGUGCUCCUAUUCCCUGACACAUCUCUCAAUCAACAUAUUUCCUCUCUCCGGUCUCCCGACGCCCUUCUCUCUUCGCAAACCUAUUCGCGGUCUCGCGAAGGCGUCUUCUUCGGCACCCCCGGCAACCUCGGAAACGCCCGUGGCGUUGCCUUCACCUUUCUUACGCCCACAAUACACUUCUUUCUUCUGUCAAUCUCUUCCGCCUCUUCCCCCUGCCCGUGCAUCCAUUCCCACAGCCACGCCUUGUGCACACCUUCCAGCUUCCCGCCCAGCCUUCUCAUGGCCUCCUUCGCGGCGGCGAUCUCCUCGGCGCCCGCCGGCACGCACAGUUCACAGCAAACACGCAUUUCCGCCAACGACCGUGCCACGGCCGCGUCAUACCGCCCCCGAUGCAUCUUACUCUGCCCGAUCUCCUCUGCCCUCCCCCACACGGACGUGACGUUGCGCAGGGCUCGCGCUCCACAAUGUCGUGGAAGCGUGUCUUCUUGCGCGCGGCCUCGAGCAGCGUGA
This is a messenger RNA of Chondrus crispus (carragheen), 534 nucleotides long. RefSeq lists its product as hypothetical. Bases 1 to 534 code for a protein of 177 amino acids. The record is from RefSeq and is a predicted model, not a curated record. Lineage: Eukaryota; Rhodophyta; Florideophyceae; Gigartinales; Gigartinaceae. The transcript has 2 exons.